This is a messenger RNA of Daphnia pulicaria, 1806 nucleotides long. RefSeq names its product maternal protein exuperantia-like. The record is from RefSeq and is a predicted model, not a curated record. Gene Ontology annotation, biological process: bicoid mRNA localization. The transcript is spliced from 5 exons. Gene Ontology annotation, molecular function: protein homodimerization activity; RNA binding. NCBI's taxonomy places the organism in Eukaryota, Metazoa, Arthropoda, Branchiopoda, Diplostraca, Daphniidae. Bases 182 to 1456 code for a protein of 424 amino acids.
UUUUAUUCGUCUCAUUGUUAGGCACCGUAGACAUAUUAUACAACAGGCGCGAAUGAAAGAAAAGAGGUAGGGUUGGGAAUCGUUUAACUCGAGGUUGGAGAAAGUCUAGAACGGUUACUUAUUCACCGGCCGCGUCCGAGACAAGAGCUCGUGUUUUGUGUUGCAGAAUAAAAUUACAGAAAUGACCAACAACAGUGAAGAACAGCAGACCUCAUCUUCCACCGAGGAGACCAUCAUAGAGGUGGUGAUUCAGCCACCAACUCCAGAGGCCAAGGUGGAAUGUGAUGCUCUCCCCGCUGUGAUCACCACUCAGCCAGCACAGCCAAUGCCUGAACACGAUGACAGCAUUGCUGUGGUUAUGUGGGAAGCCACCGUUACUGGUCGACGCCUCAUCGACGAGAUGGUCAACCUGGGAUCGUUCUACAUGGCACAGGAAGAGAAAGCAGAAGGGCAUGAUUUCAACGAGUACGUCAUGCCGUAUGGCAAGCUACCGCUGAACGUAAUUCGCAACUACAAUCUUCGCAUCGUUGACACGGGUCGCUACCGCAUGCUCAAGGAGAUCCGCAACAACAGAAUGCUCAAGUCCAAGAGCGAGGUGGCCGCCUGCAACGAUUUCGCCUCGUGGCUCAUCAAGCUCCAAAAAGAUACUUUCCCCGACAAGAAAAUUGUCCUAGUCUUCUUUGAACCACGUCACUCCAAGAUCCUUCAGCUAUUCCAGGCUUUGGAACGUUACCGUCUUCUUGAUGAUGUCAACAAGAUUUUGCUUGGAUGUGUCAAUGGCUGGGAUCUGCUCCGUCAACAGGUGCAUGAUUUGAAGGACGAACAUCGCAUGGUCCUUAAAGCUUUGGCUGAUCACCACCUUGGAGUCGACACACCUUUGGAGAGCGCUGUUCAACGUGCUCAAGCACUUCACAAGAUUCUUCGCAAGGUGCAUGGCGGCCGCAUCAACACUGGGGUACUUAAGGAGAACCUCAUCAGUUGCGAUCAUUUGCUCGAACAAGUCAAGAAAAUCAAAGAAGAAUUGACCAAGGAGGCUCAAUGGAGACCGGUAUUCGCUGACAUGUUUCGCCAAGGUAUCAAGCCUCGUCGGCGAGCUGGAUUCCUCCGCCAUAUGCUCGUCGAGUCGGGCAUCACCUAUGCAGGCCUUACGGAAACAUUCAAGGACAAGAAAGAUGACGGUGUGGUCGAGGUCAUCAAAGAGAACAUCAAAGGCAAGAAUGAAGCCGACGUGGAGGAAGUCAUCAAGCUGCUGAAUCAACACCUUGCGCAGCCAGACAAGCCCGUCCGACGCGGUAGCGGUCGUCGAGCACCCCGCACUCGUUCCCUAUGCACCGCCACGGACUUGGAGAAGCAGCAGCCUGCGUCCAAGAUCGAGCCCGAGGAAAACAACAACGACCCUGUCAAAGUGAUUAUGGAUGUUAUUCCCAGCACUCCUGCGGUCCUGUCCGAAGUUUAAAAAGUCCCUCGACUCGCCUGAAAUUACUUACUGCCUCCCAACCCCACUUCCCUUUUGUUUUUCACUUAACUUGUCUCGUUUUUGAGAAAUUUUGAUCUUUUUUUAAGUUUACAAGUCUUUCACGAAACAAACUUGCUUGUCGCUUUUGGUUAUGCUUUUCUUCUUACCAGAGAUAACACUUGCAAAAUUUAUAUAUAUACCAGGGAGCUUUUUGGUAAUUGUUCUAGUCUUCUACUAAAAUCAAUCCAGGGUGUAUAUGUGCGAUGAAAUUGUCUCUGCAGUGCCUUUGCAGUGCCUUUCAUACUUGUGAGUUGAUCUCAUGGAAUGGAAUACAAAAUACUCUGAGGAAA